GUUCUGGUGUUAUGCAGACUAAAGUGGUUUUCCUGGCCUACAGUGAUGGAGGUGGUUGCUGUAUGUGUCUAGAUGUCUGAAAGUACACUUAAAAUGCUUUCUAUUUACUGUUUAAGAAAGUCAAGUAAAGCUGGAAGGUUAUUUUGUACUUUGACUUGAGAUGGGAUCAUAACUAGAAAUUCCCUAUGGAGAUAAUCAGUAACAUGUAUUCCUGUUAAAGGCUUUUACGUUCAUGGUGUUGGUCAGUCUAAGAAAGGAUGAAUCAUAAAAAUCAUGUACGAACCUUUCUUUGGCCUAGUAUUGUAGUGAGUCCAGGGGCUAGUUUAGCAAACAUACCAAACCUCCCUACAGUAAUGUUUAUGCAGCAAAAAAUAUGUACACACAGAUUAGAUCACAUCUAUACAUAGACUAUAUUUGAAUACUUAUGCUGGUCUGUCACAAGGUGAUCUGAAUCUUCAAAAGUGAAACCUGGAAUAUGGCUUCUCUUGUGGCAGUUUGGUUAGUUUGCCACGUAGUACAGUUUGCUGGGUAGUUCUAGGAACCGAGUAUCCAAAACUGAAGUAUCAGUAUCAUCAGAAUGAACUGGAAUGGAGCAGAAUGUCUGGAGAAUAAUAAGAGCAUUGAAUGAAUGCCUUGCUGCUCUACCUCAGCAGCAGCUUCAAAAAGUCAGUCACAUUGGCAUUUCAGGACAAAUGCACGGGAUUGUGUUUUGGAAAAAAGAUAAAGGUUGCAAGUGGACAGAGCGUGGCACAGGCCCUACGUUUGAGCCGGAGGGUGUCAGUCAUCUGAUUACUUGGCAAGACGGCCGCUGCAGUCCCACCUUCCUCUCUUCUCUUCCUCUGCCGCAGUCACAUGUCAGCUUGGCUACAGGAUUUGGGUGUGCCACAAUCUACUGGUAUUUAAAGGAGAGUCCAGAUUUUCUGAAGUCUUAUGAUGCAGCUGGCACUAUCCAUGACUAUGUGGUUGCCAUGUUGUGUGACCUGAAGAAGCCACUCAUGUCUGUCCAGAAUGCUGCCAGCUGGGGAUAUUUUAAUUGCAGAAGCAACAGCUGGAAUACUGACAUAUUGAAAAAAUCAGGCUUUCCUGUGCACUUGCUUCCAGAGGUGGGAGACCCAGGCAGUAUUGCGGGCAGCACAAUCUGUGCAUGGCAUGGAAUACCCAAAGGAGCAAAAGUAGGAAUCGCUCUGGGAGAUUUCCAGUGCUCUGUUUAUUCCUGCCUAACUGAGAGGACUGAUGCAGUUCUUAAUAUCAGCACCUCUGCUCAGCUGACUGUCUCAAUGCCCCCGGGUUUCCAACCUCCAGAGACACCGGAUCCUUCCUCAGCUAUUACUUAUUUUCCCUACUUCAAUGGUGACUACUUGGCAGUGGCAGCAUCACUUAAUGGAGGCAAUGUGCUAGCAACGUUUGUGGACAUGGUGUCACGGUGGACAGAAGAGCUAGGACUUCAGGUUCAGGAAUCUGCUAUCUACAUGAAGAUAAUCGAAGCAGCCUUGGACCAAAAUGACAGCAAACUCUCCAUCCACCCGACCAUUUUUGGAGAGAGACACCUGCCUCAGCAGUUGGCAUCAGUGGCUAAUAUUGCUGUCUCUGACCUCUCCCUGGGUCAUGUAACCAGAGCUCUCUGCCGUGGCAUCGUGGAAAACCUCUGUUCCAUGUUACCUGUGCAGCGCCUGAUGGAGACGGGAGUGAGGAGGGUUCUGGGCAGUGGGAGUGCCCUUGCCAGGAAUGAGGUGCUGAGGCAGGAAGUGGAAAGGAUUUUUCCAUUCCCUGUGGUUUAUGGGAAGGACGUUGAUGCUGCUGUGGGGGCUGCCAUGGUGAUGUUCCACAGAAAAUAAAGUCAUUGUUUGGAAUAGCCUGA
Messenger RNA from Columba livia (rock pigeon), 1858 nucleotides. RefSeq names its product sedoheptulokinase (gene SHPK). Bases 588 to 1835 code for a protein of 415 amino acids. Gene Ontology annotation, biological process: glycerol metabolic process; phosphorylation; cellular response to lipopolysaccharide. Gene Ontology annotation, cellular component: cytosol. The transcript has 7 exons. Lineage: Eukaryota; Metazoa; Chordata; Aves; Columbiformes; Columbidae. Gene Ontology annotation, molecular function: sedoheptulokinase activity. The record is from RefSeq and is a predicted model, not a curated record.